GAAGGCCGAGUCAGCACACCACAGUCUCGCUACAGCUUUCGCCUCCCUUGGCUGUGCUGUCGAUCACCGAUCCACAACCAUCAAGUCCCUCCACGACGAGCACCAGCGAAGCCGGAGUACGAUCCCGAAUCUUGACGUCGAGCCGAGUAUUCAAGAUCAAGGCGCCGGGGCGAGCCUCCUCACCUCUCUCGGCUCUAACUUCAAUUCACCUUACUAGCACGACUUCCUUCGUCUGCGCCUUGCACUGAACCGUUCCAACGCAACCGACGAUGCCGCGUCGCCGCGCUCGACCCUCUAAUUCUUUCUUCUAGCCUGCCUACCAUGCGAAUCGCCAUUCGUGAGCAGCUUGCAGCCCUCGUUCUUCUUGCCGUUCUCGUCUCCCUCGCAAUUGUCUCUAUUCCAACAUGGAUCUAUGUCAAUCGCUUUGUAGUCGACAUCGAGCGCGAGGGUCUACAGCUCACGGCUUCCCUCAAGGCAUCCCGGAUCUCUGCAGAGCUCGGUCUCAUUGAGACCAUUGCCAUGACAAUUUCUUCUCGAAUUCUCGUUCAAGCAGCACUCACAAAUUUCUAUAACACUGGCGAUCAGAACUGGGAAGAUGCCCGCGAAGAUCUUGAGAGCGCACUUGCUGUCAGCACUAGUUCUGGUCUGUUACAAGUAAGGCUAUAUUCGAGGAAUGAAACGGGCGCUUCUGAUGGCGGUUUGCUCAAUGUGACCUCCCCUUCAGCACCAGAGAUCAUUCUGCCCUAUGGCAGUUCAACUGGCUCCGAGAUUCGACUUGGCGACUCUGAUGAGGGUUAUCCACCGACUCUCUUUCCUAAUCUUACAUAUAUCAAUCUCGAACGCCCAAGUUCUCAGCGCAAUAACACAACAGCCUUUGCAGCCGAGGCAUUCCCAGAUGUUCGGAUUGCCCGCGAUGGUGGCUUAUUACUGGGCCCUUUGGUUCUCAACGAGAGUGCUUCCCUCCUUUCCGUAACAAUCCCUGUUCGAGACAACAACGAUACCUUCAUCCUUGGCUACAUGACAGUGGUUACGCUUGCCGAGUCACUCACCACGGUUCAGGAAUCUCGUGAAGGAUUGGGGAAAACGGGUACAGUCUUGUUGAUUGGCCCUACCGAUCGAUCAAAUCGUUUCAACAAGACUCAGCCCGCCAGUAAUGCGACAUACACUCCCAACCGUGACGAAUUUGGUAAUGUGAUGGUCAAGUUUGUCCUUCCUCCUAAGAAUCCGGAAGGACAGAAGGAUCGUCAUGAUGUUCAUCAGUUUGUCAGCGAGACCGGCAAUAGGGCAUUUCCUGUCAAGUAUUACCCAGCAGCAUUGGAUUCGUUCACAAAACAUUACUAUACUGUUAAUAACGCCAGCGCUCUCCUCAACACACACAACGAACAAAACGUCCGUGUUGCAGUUGGAUUCGCUCGGACGCAAACUCCUCUGGCCAACUGGACUGUCAUUGUUGAGAAAGCCAGAUCAGAAGCCUACAAGCCGAUCAACACUUUGCGAAACAUCCUGCUUGGAACUGUGUUCGGUACUGUCGGCUUGAUAGCCUUGCUAGUCGUUCCAUGUGCUCACCUCAGUGUGUUGCCGAUUCGAAAACUCAAAGCGGCCACAGAAAAGUCAAUCAAUCCCCCAGGAUACGAAGACUCAUUCAUCGAUUCGGAUUCCGAGUUCGGAGAGGAGAUUCCCAGUUCUGGAGGAAUAUCACGACGAUCGAAAAAGCGAGGACCAAUAGCCAAAUUUAUUCGAAAGAUGCAGGGUAAAUCGAAUGGGCCGAGUUCAAAUCGAGAUGUUGCUCGCCGGAUGUUCAAAAUCCCUGCAAAAGUCGAUGAUCGGAAGCACUUCGUUACAGAUGAGCUGACUGAACUGACGCGAACCUUUAACGAUAUGAGUGACGAAUUAGUAAAACAAUAUCUGUCCCUUGAGGUCAAGGUGGCAGAGCGAACAAGGGAGCUGGAGGAGAGCAAGAAGGCUGCUGAGGCGGCUAAUGAGAGCAAGACGCUUUUCAUUGCCAACAUUUCUCACGAACUGAAGACGCCCCUGAAUGGUAUUCUUGGCAUGUGUGCCGUAUGCAUGGAAGAGAACGAUAUCGUUAGGAUUAAGCAAUCCUUGAAGACACUCUACAAAUCGGGCGACUUGCUGCUUCAUCUCUUGGAGGACUUGUUGAGUUUCUCCAAGAACCAGAUUGGCCAGCAGCUUAACCUUGAACUGAGGGAAUUCCGUCUGGCCGAUAUCCGAUCACAGAUUUUGACCAUUUUCGACAAGCAGGUUCGAGAAGGAAAGAUCAACUUCUCGGUAGAGUUCAUCAGCUCCGACAACAUCGACAUCAGCGCAAGUCCAGAUAGAACGAAUGGUGAGACAAGAUUACCAGCACUUGGCCCCUAUGGAACUGGAAGAUUAAAAGACAUGUGUCUAUGGGGCGACCAACACCGAAUACUUCAGGUCAUUAUCAACUUGGUGAGCAACAGUUUGAAGUUCACGCCUCACAAUGGUAGCGUCUCAGUCCGCAUUAAGUGUCUCGGAGAAGCAGAUGCCAUUGCCGAGAAUGAAAGCCGUACGUCAUCAAUAUCGAAGAACUCACGGAAUAACUCACGGACUGGGCGUCCUCGACAACGUGGAAGCGCCAGCUCAGCAAACUCGGGGGGCUCAGGAAACCGAAACUCGAUUCCGAAGUUCAAGGGCACAGGAACUGCCCUGUCCAUCAACCCCAUGGACCCCAAGGCGACUCCUCAUGUCCUGGUCCGGGAGCGAUCCCCAACGCCUCCUCCACCAGGCGCCAAGUCGUAUGUGUUCGAGUUUGAGGUACAGGAUACUGGCCCAGGUAUACCUGAACACAUGCAGCAAAAGGUUUUCGAGCCUUUUGUUCAAGGAGAUCUGGGUCUGAGCAAGAAAUUUGGUGGCACUGGAUUGGGAUUGAGUAUCUGCCACCAGCUAGCAGGUCUCAUGGGUGGUUCUAUCAGCCUGCGCAGCACUCUGGGCGUCGGCACAACUUUCAAUAUGCAGAUACCGCUAAAAUACGUGAAGGACCGAUCCAGAACUUCCAGUACUGCAUCGAGCAGUGUGAAAUCCCGCCCAGCGAGCGUAGAUGCUAGCGACAUAGAGCCACAGCGCGUUGCCCCUGGCACCCCGAAGCCUGCAGCUGAAACCAAGUCAGCCGGUGCUCUCAACCCACAACCUCGGUUGGUCGGUUUAAGUCAACCAUACUUUGCUGCCGACCCUCCAUCUAUCAAGAGUGCAGAACAAAAGAUGGCUGAAAUUGAUCGUGCCAUUGCCAGUAAGGGUGGCCAAGGCAGGUUACGCGUUCUGGUUGCCGACGAUAACUCAACCAACAUCGAAGUUGUCAGCCGCAUGCUGAAACUUGAGGACGUUUACGACGUGACUAUUGCGAAGGAUGGCCAGGAGGCCUACGAUUUGGUGAAAGCAACAAUGGAGAAGAACCAGGCAUUCGAUGUGAUUUUCAUGGACGUCCAAAUGCCCAACCUUGAUGGGCUGCAAAGUACUCGACUUAUCCGUGAGAUGGGCUACACAUCCCCCAUCGUUGCUUUGACAGCCUUUUCAGAAGAGAGCAAUGUAAAAGAAUGCAUCGACUCGGGUAUGGAUGAGUUCCUCGCCAAACCUAUCCGACGACCAGCCCUCAAACAAGUGCUGAAGAAGUUUGCAACAAUCCCAGAGGAGCCGGAAGAUGAGAAGCGUUCCUCUUCGCUAAAACCGAAAGCUAGAACGAAUGGUAAUGCCAUUCAGCCACAUAAGGAGGGUGAGAACGGCGCACCACGAGAGAAGCAUGGAUGAGCACUUCAUCCCUGUUUGCAGUGCACAUACAGAGUGACUGGUCACGAAGACAGGCCUAUUUAUGCUAAUGGGAUAGAGAUCCCUAUACACCACCUCAACCGACAUACAUCCCUUACCUAUUUGUUUCGAGUUGCAAAAGUCUAGCGGGAGGAAUUGUCUUUUUUGGAGUUUGAGUAUUUUUCUUAUCGAAUCUUCCAGGGGGACGCGGAUGAGGAAAACACCGCCCCAGUGUCUUUAGGCUUGUCCAGGUUAUUUAU
Molecule: messenger RNA, 4037 nt
Organism: Fusarium redolens
Lineage: Eukaryota; Fungi; Ascomycota; Sordariomycetes; Hypocreales; Nectriaceae
Exons: 2
Coding region: 322-3780 (1152 amino acids)
Biological process (GO): phosphorylation; phosphorelay signal transduction system
Molecular function (GO): phosphorelay sensor kinase activity
Source: RefSeq, a predicted model, not a curated record